Molecule: messenger RNA, 1595 nt
Organism: Carcharodon carcharias (great white shark)
Lineage: Eukaryota; Metazoa; Chordata; Chondrichthyes; Lamniformes; Lamnidae
Gene: lrrc63
Product: leucine-rich repeat-containing protein 63
Exons: 9
Coding region: 1-1446 (481 amino acids)
Molecular function (GO): protein binding
Source: RefSeq, a predicted model, not a curated record
AUGUCCAAACAUCCACAGCUUCUUCGCAGACCAUUGCCACCAAAAGAUGCAUUACCGCCAAAACCCUGUGAACCCAGGAGUAAAUCUCCUGAUAAAAUUUCACCGAGAAAUGAAUCAGCUCCUGAUGGUGAAUACAAGACGGAACAGGACUCUACCAACCAAUCAGAGAUAUCCUACAGGUCUUCUAGUCCAAAUAGAUUUCUUCCCUGUGGUUUUACUGCACACAGACGGGAUGAUCUGAAUUUUGCAGAGGACAAUCUUUGGGGCAAUAUUCCAAAUGAGUUCAGAUCGAAUGGUUUUCUUCAGAAACCUAAUGUGAAUUCUCCACCUUUGCAAACUAAAAGGAUAUUUUUAUCCCGCUAUAACUAUAAAAAAAUUGUGAAACUCCUUGACGCUGAAUUAUGGAACCAGAACCAGGAAAAAGUGAACAUAGUGGAAUUGCCUUUUGAUGAUAUUCCAGCACCAUCAAGGCGAAUCCCUGAGAGACAACGUAUUAUUGAGAUGAUUGCUGCCACUAGAAUCCAAGAAAAUUACUUUAGACAUGGUAUCAGCUCAGGAUUGCCCAGCUAUCCAGGAGCAGUUCCAAAUAUUGAAGGACGUAAACAAUUUCUUGAAUAUCCAGACACUGAAUCCCCAGUCAUGGAGGAAGAACCAGAAAAAAGAAUAAACCCGUAUGAGAUUUUUGUUCUAAGAUCCCUAGCAGUUGGAAAUGAUUCUUUAAAUUUCAGGGGUCAUUUUAUUAGCCAACUUCCUGAUCUGACUGCACUUGCUUCCGCACUAAAGUAUCUGAACUUGUCAUUCAACAGUUUUCAAAACAUCCCUGCUGAGAUUUAUGGAUUCUCCCAACUUGAAGUGCUGAAUUUAAGAGACAAUCCUAUCACGGACAUUUCUUCUGAUAUUGUGAAACUGACAAAUCUGAGAAUCUUUGAUAUUUCAUUCUGCCUGGUUUCAACUCUGCCAGCUGGGCUAUUCCUCUUACCAAAUAUCCAGUCUCUGAAUGUUGCCUACAACAAGAUAUCUUUCAUUUCUAACGACAUUAAGAACCUAAGAAAACUUCAGUUUUUAAACGUUGAAGGCAAUGAGCUUGUAAUAUUGCCAUGUGGCCUCCUCCAGCUCCCACUAAAGAACAUACGGGUGGAGAAUAAUUACACGCAUCCUUUGUUCUGGGAAGGAAAUGCUCGGAACCAACCACAACGACUGACUGAUCUAGCCGCUGUUACUUUCUCCAAGAACCAUUUAAGUCAGCAGUACACAAACAUUUCUAAAGAGGUGCAAGAUAUACUGAUCAAUGCGACUAUAUGUGACUGCUGCAAAGGACCUCUAUAUGGCCCAGGACUUCAACUGAUCAAGCCACAUAAGACGAUCUUUCAUACUGAAAGCCUCCUGUUCCUUUUUCAUGUCUGUUCACCAUCUUGUUAUAAAUGGUUCAUGUCCAAGGCUCGCUGAACACUAUCUAUAUUCACUAACAUUUGUCAUACUGAAAAUGGAAGUUAACGAGAACCAAGUAUUCUUGUACAGCAUGUUUCAUUUAAUAUGAUAGCCUUAAUGAAUGUCUACUCCUGGUGUGCACUUAUAAUUUCGACAAUUUAAAACGU